AUGCAUGAAGGUCCAAACAACAUGAAUGAAAAUAAUAAUAAUUCAUCAUCGCCUUUAACAGCAGAUCAUUUGAGAUGGUUGUUGUUUAGACAUCAAAAUUUGAGGGCCUUGAAUGAUUUAAAUAAUCAUAACAAUAAUUACCAAGAACGGAGAUGGGAUUCAAAGGCUGAUGUGUCUAAAUCAUGCUCAAUGUCAUCGGUUGAUCAUCUAUCGCCUCUCAUUACUACUGCUUAUCACAACAUGAAUACAACAAGUAUGAAAACUUUUCAUUCACAAUCAGAAAAAUCGAAUCAUGUAACUAACGAGAGAACACAAGAAAAACAACAAGUGACCCAAAAAGGACUCUCUUGCUUGGAACCCAAAUGGUUGAAGCAAAAAUUCGAGUGUGACAUGGCCCGUUCAUCGCCCACACCUAAAAUUCCAUCGAACGACGAUCUUGAUCAGCAACCACAAACAACCCCACCUAUACUAACCACCAUCAACCAAACAAGUAAUAUUUCCUCUGAAAAGAAACAACCUGUAAAAUCAACACAAAUAAUUACCAAAUCAAAGAAAAAAGCUAAAAAGAGAAGCAUUAAUACGAAUCCAAAAAACCGUCGACAUGCAACAGAUGCAAUAGACAAGACGGUUGCAACCGUAGAAAAUUCUCAACAAUUUAAAUCCUUCAACGCAGCCAUGGUCGAUUUAUUUAAGGACUACACUGAAAAAUCAGAUUUAUCUCUCACAUCAGCAACUUCAACACACAACAAUUCACUCUACUCCAAAUUUACCAAAUAUCUGAAACGAUUUAAUUUCUGGUGGACCAAGUGGAAGAAGGAAUUUACUGCAGCAACUAUUCAUCGAUUUUUGAGAUCGUAUGAUCCUCUGAUGAGAACCUUUGAAUGCCUUCUUCUCUUCUUUGAUACUUUCCACUUUCCAAUGGCCAUCCGUCUCUUCACUCAUCGAGUUCGUCACUUUCUCAACCUCAUUUUCCAAUUCCUGUAUACAUCUCUCUUCCUCUUAGAAGAAAACUCAGAAGCAGAACGAGAAUUAUUGAUGCACAGCAACAAUAAUUAUUACAACGAUUCUCAAAUCUACCAAACAGAUCCAUACUAUUACUAUGAUGACGUGAAUUAUUAUUCUCAACAUCACAACCCCAACACAGGAGGAGAUCCCUUCACAUAA
Molecule: messenger RNA, 1164 nt
Organism: Naegleria lovaniensis
Lineage: Eukaryota; Heterolobosea; Eutetramitea; Acrasida; Naegleriidae
Exons: 1
Coding region: 1-1164 (387 amino acids)
Source: RefSeq, a predicted model, not a curated record